This is a messenger RNA of Iphiclides podalirius (scarce swallowtail), 747 nucleotides long. The record is from the annotation of a GenBank genome assembly. Lineage: Eukaryota; Metazoa; Arthropoda; Insecta; Lepidoptera; Papilionidae.
AUGGCACGAUUGGCCUGGGCUCUCCUUCUUCUCGCCGCCGCUUGCUCGGCGUCGGAAGAAGACCGCAUCGUAGGCGGCCGUCCUGUCGCUAUUCAGGAGCACCCAUACAUGGUACAAAUGGAAAGGUGGUACGGUUUCCUUGUCUGGUCUCAGAGAUGCGCUGGCAACGUCCUCACCUCAAGAUACAUAUUGAGCAGCGCCCAGUGCUUCGCUGGACCAGCGGGCACCUCUUACCGCAACAUCGGCGGUGUCGUCAGUAACGUCGCCCAGAUAUACAUUCAUCCGUCUUUCGGGCAAAACGGUUACGACGGUGACGUUGCGGUGGUACUCCUCGAGACUCCACUCGCUUACUCGAACACAAUCAGCCAGGGCCGCAUUAUCGCCCAGGGCGCUACUAUGCCCGACAACUUGCCCGUAAUCCACGCCGGAUGGGGAAGACCUUCGUUCUUUGGUGAGAGAGCUGAACAACUUACCAGGGUGUCUGUCCUAACCGUCAACCGUGAACUCUGCGCCGAGCGCUACCUCAACUGGCCCAGCCAGCCGCUCGUCACUGAGAACAUGAUCUGCGCUGGAAUCCUGGACGUUUCCGCCGACGGAACCUGCUUCGGCGACGCCGGUGGUCCCCUCUUAUACCAAGACAUCAUUAUUGGCCUCGCCUCGUGGGGCAGAACCUGCGCCAACGGCACCUACCCUGACGUCAGCACCGCCGUUUCUUCCUACACCAACUGGAUCGUCGCAACCGCCGUU